This is a messenger RNA of Elaeis guineensis (African oil palm), 3393 nucleotides long. Its product is annotated as B3 domain-containing protein Os07g0679700. Gene Ontology annotation, molecular function: zinc ion binding; DNA binding. The record is from RefSeq and is a predicted model, not a curated record. NCBI's taxonomy places the organism in Eukaryota, Viridiplantae, Streptophyta, Magnoliopsida, Arecales, Arecaceae.
AGAGAGAGAGAGAGAGAGAGCGCUAGCUGGGCUGUCGUGAAGUGUCGUGGUGCAUGACUUAAAAAGUUUCCUUUUUUUUUUAAAAAAAAAAAACCCGUUCUGUUACUAUUUGCACGCAUAUUUCUCCUCCUCGGAGGUUUACCUCCUAUUCGCUGCAUGCAAUCUCCUUUCCUCCUCUUGGUCUCCUUUUAGUCCUCUCUCCGUCGAUCUCUGACAAAUCUCUCCCCUUGGAGCCCUUAAAUCGUCUCUUUCGUCGCCGGAUCGAUCUGUCUUUCGAGUUCUUGCUGCCUUUUCGAGCUCGCCGGAGAGAUUGAUUUCUGUGGAGGAGGUCGGUUGUGAGAUCGGAACGAACUGUUGACUUGAUCGCGGUUGUCGACAAAAGAAACAAGGAGAAGUAGAAAGGAGUGGUUUGUGGAUCAGCAGGUUGGUGGAACUGGACGUGAUUCAGGAUGACGACGAAGCGGUGCAUGAACGUUGCUUGUGGAGCCACUACACCGGAGGGCGAGUGGAAGAAGGGAUGGAGGCUGAAAUCGGGCGGAUUCGCGAACCUCUGCAACAAGUGCGGGAUGGCAUAUGAGCAGUUAAUUUUUUGUGACAUGUUUCACCAAAAUGAAUCUGGGUGGAGGGAGUGUCUUUUUUGCGGCAAGUGCCUACAUUGUGGAUGCAUUGCUUCAAAGCUUUCAUUCGAUCUGCUUGACAAUGGAGGAGUUCAAUGUAUUAGCUGCAUGAAGAAUUCAGAACUUUCCUUUGUUUCAAGUGAAGUCGUGCAAAAAAUUUUGCCUCAACACAAUCAAAGACUUUUUUCUCUCUCAACUAUAAAGGUAAAAGAUGAAAAGGUGAAUAAUGUUGAUCGAACAAUUGUAGGUAGUGCCGGUGAGUUGCCAACCGUUUCUGCUAAUGGUAGAAUGGGUGUUAGUGCUAUUGGUAAGGGAAAGGUGGCUAUGUGGUUGGGCAAAAAUAUUGACUCUAAUCAACAAAGAAUGGUAGAUAUAGAGCAGACAAAGAAUGAAAAUGGAUCAUUUCAACAUAUCAAAUGGAACCGCUUGGCCCCUGAUGCAGCGGAGGUAGGAAGGUUGGCAUUGGGGACUUCAAAUGCUGAAAGGCCUCUUGUUAUGUUGCCCCCACCUAAUGCACUCACUGAAGGAGGGGACGAAAAUAAAGCUUCCUCUGCAUUUCAACAAAUUCAAAGGAUUCACCAGAAUCUGCCACAGCUUCCAAAGCUAGGUAGUGGAGCUACUACAGAUGCAUCAAAAGAUGGAGUUUCACAUAUGCGUGUGGCUAGGCCACCUGCUGAGGGAAGGGGCCGGAAUCAACUACUUCCACGCUAUUGGCCAAGGAUCACAGAUGAAGAACUACAGCAAAUAUCGGGAGAUUCAAAUUCUACAAUUGUACCAUUAUUUGAGAAGGUCUUGAGUGCAAGUGAUGCGGGUCGUAUUGGACGUUUAGUUCUUCCCAAAGCUUGUGCUGAGGCUUAUUUUCCUCCAAUUUCUCAACCAGAAGGCCUUCCACUGACUGUUCAAGAUGCAAAGGGUAAAGAAUGGCAUUUCCAGUUCAGAUUUUGGCCAAAUAACAACAGCAGAAUGUAUGUCUUAGAGGGUGUUACUCCAUGCAUACAGUCACUUCAAUUGCAAGCAGGUGAUACAGUGACUUUCAGCCGGAUAGAUCCUGAAGGAAAGCUCGUGAUGGGCUUUAGAAAGGCAACAAAUACUUCACCUUUGCACGAUUCUCAGAUUUCUGCCAUUGCCAAUGGUGCUCUUGGCAAUGAAACAUUCUUCCAUGGUGUAAAUGAGAACCUACCUACAGUAAGUGGUUAUUCUGGACUUCUUUGGUCACUAACGAGAGCUGCAGAUCUACAAUUGAGUUCUCAAUCUAAAUCUCUAAAUUCAGCUGAUGUGGAUAUUAGUUAUCAUCAGACAGAUAAGCAUGGAGGCAGGCCAAAUGAGGGACUACAAUUGCUGCUCAUCCAAAAGCGAAGUCGCAAUAUUGGUGCCAAAUUUAGGAGGAUGCAUAUGGACACUGAAGAUGCUUUGGAGCUGACGCUGACCUGGGAGGAGGCUCAAGACUUGCUGCGUCCAGCUCCAAAUGCCAGACCUAGCGUUGUCAUGAUUGACGAUCAUGAAAUUGAAGAAUAUGAUGAACCCCCAGUUCUUGGGAAGAAAACCAUUUACACAGCACGACUUACAGGGGAACGAGAUCAAUGGAUUCAAUGUGAUGAUUGCUCCAAAUGGCGUCGGUUGCCUGCGGAUGUUCUUCUUCCUUCAGUAUGGACAUGUGCUGACAACAUGUUAGACCCAAAGAGAUCUUCAUGCUCUGCACCAGAAGAAUUGAGUCAGAAAGAUCUGCAAAGUCUUCUCCAGCAGUAUGCAGAUCACAAGAGGCAGCAGAAGAAUGCUACUUGUAAAAGGAACUUUGCAGAGUUGGAUGCAUCAACUGGUUUGGAUGCCUUGGCCAAUGCUGCAGCUCUGGGGGAUGAUUGUAAUCAAACCACAUCCUCAGUUGCAACGACAACCAAACAUCCACGGCAUCGCCCUGGGUGCACAUGCAUUGUGUGCAUCCAGCCUCCAAGCGGAAAGGGCCCAAAGCAUAGCCCUGCAUGCACAUGCAACGUUUGUCUGACGGUCAAAAGGCGCUUCAAAACACUAAUGUUGAGGAAAAAGAGACGCCAGUCCGAGCGUGAGGAGGCCGAGGCUCAGAAGAGGAAUGCUUGGGGCAACAAGGAAGAACUUGAGGGAAGCAGCUCAUCAAGAAAUGUUCGGCAUCCUGAUGCCCAUCAGGAGAGUGAGUUGGUGCAUCAAACCGUCAUCGAGAAGCUUGACACGAGCAAGAGGCAGAUAGACUUGAACUGCCAUCCUGGGCGUGAUGAGGUUCCACAAGCAGGGCCACCCAGGCAGAGCAUGAUGAGCCUUCUCCAGGAGGCAAACCUCCCCUUGGAGACGUAUCUGAAGCAGAGUGGGCUCGCCAGCUUGGUGGGUGAGCAAGGGAGCUCAAGCUUACCUACAGUUCCACAGGGGCCCGGCGAGAGCGAGGGAAGAACAGCUGAUGAGAGUUAUUUUGCUUCUGUGGUGCAGGAGGGGGAUGGUGGUGCUGAGGAAGGGCAUGGUGGUCCAGACAAGGCAAGAAGUGAUUCUGCUUGAAAAUAUUUUCUUCCUGUCAGAAGUGGUAUCAAAUUUUGAUAAGAAUCAGAUGGUGCGAUGUGUGUACAUCUGUUGGCAGUUUGUAGACUUGUCCCUUUUUCUUUCUUUUACAGUGUUCUCUUCAUUCAUUUGAGUUGGUGAGAGGUAGUUACAUCAGGAGAUGAAACCUGAGCAUUUUGCGAUAGGUAAUGACAUGUUUAUAGCCAAGGGAUGUUCUUUCCAACAUGAAUGAAUUUAGUAUAAUAUUUAUAGUUCUUAA